AUGAAGAAGAAAGAAGAAGAAGAAGAAAAGAAGAAGAAGAAGAAGAACGGAGAGAGAAGAGAGCCGGGAACUAUGGCUCCCUAUAGACCUGGGGUUCAGAUGUCUCCUGGACUAUAGAACCAAUGUCUCCCUAUAGACCCUGGGGCUACAGAUGUCUCCCUCCCUGACUAUAGAACCAUGUCCCCCCUAUUAGACCUGGGGCUCUCAGAUGUUCUCCUCGACUAUAGAACCAUGGUUCUCCCUAUAGACCCUGGGGCUAUCAGAUGUCUCCUGGACUGAUAGAACCAUGUCUCCCUAUAGACCCUGGGGCUCUCAGAUGUCUCCUGGACUAUAGAAACCAUGUCUCCCUAUAGACCUGGGGCUCUCAGAUGUCUCCUGACUAUAGAACCAUGUCUCCCUAUAGACCUGGGGCUCUCAGAUGUCUCUGACUAUAGAACUGUCUCCCUAUAGACCUGGGGCUCUCAGAUGUCUCCUGACUAUAGAACCAUGUCUCCCUAUAGACCUGGGGCUCUCAGAUGUCUCCUGACUAUAGAACCAUGUCUCCCUAUAGACCUGGGGCUCUCAGAUGUCUCCUGACUAUAGAACCAUGUCUCCCUAUAGACCUGGGGCUAUCAAAAUGUUCCUCCUACUAUAAGAACCAUUUCUCCCUAUAGACCUGGGGCUAUCAGUUUCCUGACUAUAGAACCCCCAAUGUCUCCCCUAUAGACCUGGGGCUCUCAGAUGUCUCCUGACUAUAGAACCAUGUCUCCCUAUAGACCUGGGGCUAUCAGAUGUCUCCUGACUAUAGAACCAUGUCUCCCUAUAGACCUGGGGCUCUCAGAUGUCUCCUGACUAUAGAACCAUGUCUCCCUAUAGACCUGGGGCUCUCAGAUGUCUCCUGACUAUAGAACCAGUUCUCCCUAUAGACCCUGGGGCUCUCAGAUGUCUCCUGACUAUAGAACCGUUGUCUCCUAUAGACCUGGGGCUCUCAGAUGUCUCCUGACUAUAGAACCAUGUCUCCCUAUAGACCUGGGGAUCUAUAGACCUGAGGACCAGAGUUGGGAAACAGAGUUGGGAAUGGAAAUCCACAACGUGUCCACAAGGAUUCUUUGAUGAUUGGAGUGCGAUUCAAGGAAAACGUUUUUUUUUUUAUUUUUUCUGAUCUGUUUGAGGUAUCUGGGUGGGUGGAGAGUAAGCUAGGGAAUAUGCAGUCAGUCAAGGUAGCGAGAAGUGGAUUCAUGAUGAUACGGUGUACAUCAAGCCUGACGACUAACCAGGAGAGUCUGGCCAUGAUGCUGUGCUUUGAGUUGGAGCUUCUCCCUGAUAGGGUGAUGUUAGGAUCCAGUAUAUGUAUGUUCUUGUCUUAAGAUUGUUUACACUGGAUUAUCUUCUCCUCUUUCCUCAUUUCAGGAACUCCAAGAUUCAACACUGUCUUCCCAAAACAGUGGAUCUCACAGCCAAUAUAUCAGCCCACCACUCAAAGAUUCAGGAAUGACCUGAUGGAGCAAGUCCUGCAGAGAUGCAUGGACAAAUACUGGGAGACCCACAUUUAUAUUUUAGCAGAUGCUCUUAUCCAGAGUGACUUACAGGAGCAAUUAGGGUUAAGUGCCUUGCUCAAGGGCACAUCGACGUAUUUUUCAACUUGUCGGCUCGGGGAUUCAAACCAGCGACCUUUUGGUUACUGGCACAACAUGCUUAACCGCCAGGCUACCUACCACCCAAAUCCUGUGGAAGAGGCCAUUGUCUGGCUGCCAACAUAGCCCCAUCUUAAAACCCAGCAAGGAGGAGGAAAUUAUUAUUUUAUUGGGAUCCCCAUUAGCUUUUUCAGAAUCAGCAGCUACUCUUCCUGGGGUCCACAAAAAAACACAAAACACGACAAGUAACAAAACACCUGAUACACAAUUGCAGCACACACAUCAAGAUAACUGCAGUACACAUAUCAAGAUUCAAGGAAAACUUGGGCGGCUAUUCUGACACCCACAACGAGCGUGACAGUUAGUCACAUGUCCGUGGAACUUGUUCAGUUUAUGUCUCAGUUAUUGAAUCUUGUUAUUGUUCAUACAAAUAUUUUUACACGUGUUAAGUUUGCUGAAGAUAAACGCAGUUGACAGUGAGAGGACGUUUCUUUUAUUUUUUUUGCUGAGUUUACCUAAUAAAAACACACUAAUGUAACAUCAUCUGUUAGCCUCUGGUCAUUAUAACUGUGCAUCUGUAUCAUUUUAUAUAAAUACACUGUAGGCUACUACUAUACACAACAGCACCACCGUACCUACUUGGUUCUGUCUGUUGUAUAUUGGACCUUGUAUUGAUGUGAGUUGUGUGAAUGUCUUGUCUAUACUGUCUAUGGUAUAUUUAAGCAAUAAGGCCUGAGGGGGUGUGGUAUAUGGCCAUUAUACCACGGCUAAGGGCUGUUCUUAAGCACGACGCAACGCAGAGUGCCUGGACACAGCCCUUAGCCGUGAUAUAUUGGCCAAUAUACCACAAACCCCAGAGGUACCUUAUUGCUAUUAUGAACUGGUUACCAACGUAAUUAGAGCUGUAAAAAUAAAUGUUUUGUCAUCCCCGUGGUAUACAGUCUCUGUCACGCCCUGGCUCUGGGGACUCUUAAAUGUUGAGCCAGGGUGUGGAUUUUCUAUGUUUAGUUUUCUAUGUUUGUGUUCUAGAUCGUUUAGAUCUAUGUUGGCCAGGGUGGUUCCCAAUCAGAGGCAGCUGUAGCUCGUUGUCUCUGAUUGGGGACCAUACUUAGGCAGCCUGUUUGGCACUAGUAUUUUGUGGGAUCUUGUUCCGUAAGGUUUGUUUUGUAUUAACCUAGGACUUCACGUAUCGUUUGGUUUGUUGUUUUGUUCGUGUUGUGUACGAAAUAAAAUGUACGCUUAUCACGCUGCGCCUUGGUCCGUGUCUUCAGUCGACGGCCGUGACAGUCUCAUAUACCAUGGCUUUCAGCCAAUCAGCAUUCAGGGCUCGAAUCACCCAGUUUAUAAUUGACCUUGUAUUGAUGUGAGUUGUGUGAAUGUCUCGUCUAUACUGUCUAUGGUACAUUAUGUGCAGUGAUCUGUCUUGUGUUGUGAUAAAUAAAUAAUUGUAUUUGCCGGAUUGUCAUGUCAUUACAAAGGUCUACACUAUUGACCUUUAGUUUUCAGAUGUCACUGAUCCAUUGAUCUGACUGCUUUAUACUAUACACUACACGAUCAUGUGGCAAACUGCAAUGGAUCAGUUACAGUAGAUAGUAACACAGUAGAUGGUGCUGGUUCAAACAGCAUUUAUUACAGUGAAUUGACUAAAUUGGUUAGGCCAUGUUUGGCUGUGAAGAUGAAUCAUCUGAGUGUAAUUACAACAGGCCCAUUACAUCCUCUGCCUCCUUGAAAUCCCAUGUAGAAUCCUGUCUGCGAGGGAUAUUAGUGGUGAAUGGCACAAACAACACAUGAAAGAAAGACUCUUCUGGGACUGACUGAUAAUAUUACAUACAGCCAGGGUAUUGGGACUGACUGAUAAUAUUACAUACAGCCAGGGUAUUGGGACAUGACUGAUAAUAAUACAUACAGCCAGGGUAUGGGACUGACUGAUAAUAAUACAUACAGCCAGGGUAGUUGGGACUGACUGAUAAUAAUACAUAGAGCCAGGGUAUUGGGACUGACUGAUAAUAUUACAUACAGCCAGGGUAUUGGGACUGACUGAUAAUAAUACAUACAGCCAGGGUAUUGGGACUGACUGAUAAUAAUACAUACAGCCUGGGUAUUGGGACUGACUGAUAAUAAUACAUACAGCCAGGGUAUUGGGACUGACUGAUAAUAAUACAUACAGCCAGGGUAUUGGGACUGACUGAUAAUAAUACAUACAGCCAGGGUAUUGGGACUGACUGAUAAUAAUACAUACAGCCAGGGUAUUGGGACUGACUGAUAAUAAUACAUACAGCCAGGGUAUUGGGACUGACUGAUAAUAAUACAUACAGCCAGGGUAUUGGGACUGACUGAUAAUAAUACAUACAGCCAGGGUAUUGGGACUGACUGAUAAUAAUACAUACAGCCAGGGUAUUGGGACUGACUGAUAAUAAUACAUACAGCCAGGGUAUUGGGACUGACUGAUAAUAAUACAUACAGCCAGGGUAUUGGGACUGACUGAUAAUAAUACAUACAGCCAGGAUAUACAUCCCUGGACCCCACACCAUCACCAAUAAUAUUAAAGCCACCAGGAGCAGACACACACACACACACACACACACACACACACACACACACACACACACACACACACACACACACACACACACACACACACACACACACACACACACACAGCCCCCACCAUGUGAAUCUGAACCACCAGACAAAUGACUGUGUUCCCCUGUCAUGAACUUAACCCCCCGUGGUGAACAUGCUAAUCAGACCAUCAUGAUACAGUGUGAUCCAAGACCGUAUGGAGAUGUGGCCGGGAGGGAGGAGAGGAUGAGAGAGAGAGAGAGGAGAGUGAGAGGAAGAAGGUAAUAUGAAGAUUAUAGAUGUAUAUCAUUAGAUUAAGUUUAUAUUCUAGCCUAUAUCUAUUAUAGAGAGUGAUCUGUCUCUUAUCUUGUCUCUUUGCAUCAUUUACUUUCUCUUUGUGGUAUUCUAGAGGUAGAGCGUAUAGAGAGAACUGUUUCCCUCUUUUUCUCCUCCCCUAUCUCUACCUCCCUCCUCCCCUGCUCCUCCUCCCCUAUCUCUACCUCCCUCCUCCCCUAUCUUUACCUCCCUCCACCCCUAUCUUUACCUCCCUCCUCCCCUAUCUCUACCUCCCUCCUCCCCUAUCUCUACCUCCCUCCUCCCCUAUCUCUACCUCCCUCCUCCCCUAUCUCUACCUCCCUCCUCCCCUGUCUGUUUUACCUCUCUCCCUUCCUUCUUCCCUCCCUCCUGCCACCUCCCUCUCUCCACCACUACUCCCCCCACCCUCCUCUUUCUCUCCCUCAAUCCUUCCCUCCCUGCAUCUCUUCCUCUUUCCUUCCCUCCCCCCAUCUCUUCCUCUUUCUUCUAUGUUCUUCCAUCUCUUCAUGUAAUAAAGCAGCGGCAGCAGCAGAGAUGUUUUGAUGCGUCCUCCAGCCCUCAGGCUGUUUCCAUUCAACUGAGUUCGCAAACACACACACACACACACACACCACACACACACACACACACACUCACACACACACAACACAUUGCACUGUCUCCAUGGGCAGCAGGCUUCAGUAUGAGUGGUAGUGACAUCCCUCCCCUGUACCCCCAGGCCAAGGCCCAUGCCAGCUGCCCUCCUGUCCUCCUCAGCCUCCUCAACCCCCCUGAUGUCCACACAGUGCCCAGCUAGGCUGGAGGGAUGGAUGGAGAGAUGGAGGAAUGGAAGGAAGCAGAGCUUGUGGGAAAUGGCCUUGGACAGGCACCAGACAGACAUCUAGUAAAGGAGGCCAAACGACCUCUGCUCUUUCCUCCCACCUCCUCUGUUCUAUCAUCUGUUCUAACCCUCUCUCUCUCUCUCUCUCUCUCUCUCUCUCUCUCUCUCUCCUCUCUCUCUCAAUUCAAUUCAAUUUCUCUCUCUCUCUCUCUCUCUCCCUCCCUCCCUCCCUCCAUCCCCCUCUCUCCUUCAGCAUAAGAGCUCCUUCUCUGCCCUAGGGCUGAAGGUCCAUAGAGGACCAUGGUCCCUGGUGGUGGUCUGGUGUGGUCUGCCUGUCAGCUCACAUCACUGCUGUUUGGACACCGACAGCUCCUGUUUAUCGUCAGGUGGUUCAAGGUGUAAAAAUAACACAUCUUAAUAUAACAGUGUGGUAAACCAAUCUAAUAAAGCCUUUUUAAUUUAGCUGACAAAAGGAGUGCAUAAAAAUGUAUGCACGCAUGACUGUAAGUCGCUUUGGAUAAAAGCGUCUGCUAAAUGGCAUAUUAUUACCUGAGCAGUAGCUUAAUAACACAAGAUAGAUAUUUGUCUCAAAAUACAAGUUUAUUUUUUUGUAGCCUAUCAAAAACGAAAUUCCCGUUAGAUAUUAUGACAUAUUUUUUGGGGGGGAAUAAUCAAAUCCUCAAGCUGCAGGAUUAUUUUACUCCUGAGACGAAACUGGUCAAAUUAAGAUCCGAUAUCUGUACAAACACCAACUGGACAUUAAGGGACGUUGAGCCCGUUCUACUUCAACAGGGACGACUCCAAAUGAAAUUCAUUUGCAUCGUUAUUGCAAUCUCUUGAUCUAAUCCUUCCACGUAACAACACAACACACUCACAGGAUAAAGCCUGAAAUACUUUUUUAAUCAGAUAUUACAACCAAAUUUGGAAUACUCCUAACUAAUUAUUCCAUGACGCAGCAUAUUUAAAUUGCUAACCCAGGAAGGAUAUCAAGAGGGUAGAUUGCUUUCUCUGUAUAAUGGCCUUAGAGGAUAAAAUACAUGUACACUAGAAACAAGAAAGAAGAACAAGAUGGUGUGCUUCCUUCACUUUCCUGUUUACUAGCCGGAGAGAGGGAAGAGAGAGAGAGAGGGAGAGAGAGAGAGAUAGAGAAGAGGAGAGCGAGAGAGAGAGAGAGAGAGAUAUAAAGCGAGAGAGAGAGAAGAGAUAGAAAUAGAGAGAGAGAGAGAGCAGCGCUCGCGCGCUCCAAAUCUCUCCUCUCCCGCGCAUCGCUCUCGCGUCAUCUCGCUCGCUCGCUACGCGCUCUCGAUCUCUCGCUCUCAGCGCUCCUCUUCUCGCUCCCCAUGCUCGCGCCCUCCGGCGCGCUGCGCCUGGGCCCUCGCGUCUCCUAGCUCCGCCGCUCGCGCGCUCUGCCGCGCUUACCGCGCGCACGCGCUACGGCCGCGCGCGCUCACGCCUCGCGCAGCGCGCGUGCCCGCCUGCUUCGCUCGCGCUCGUCCGCCGCGCUUCCCCUCGCUCGUUCCGCUCCGCGCGCUCGCGCAGCUCCGCUGUCCGCGCGCCGUCCCCCGUCGGCCGCUCGCGCGCAGCGAUCCGGCCGCGCGCGACUGCAGCCGCUCGCUCGGUCCGCGUCCGCGCGCCGUCGCGCCGCGCGGGCGCAGCGUCGGUCUACUCCUCGAUGGGAAGAGAGAGUGAGAGUAGUGAAGAUGGGCAAGUAGAUCAAAACAAUCUUGCAAAUGUCUUUGUUUCCACACCUUAUGACAAAAUGAAUUUAGGGUAAUCUGCCAGUUCAUCUGUGUUCAAAACACAUUACAGCUCCACAAAGCAGCCAGAGGCAACACCUGUCCUGUCUGUCUGCCUCUGCCUGCCUGUCUGUACCAACACCACCAUUUCGCGGUCUGUCUGGUCGUCUGUCUGUCGGUCUGUCCUUCGGUCUGGCCUGUCUGUCUGUUCGGUCUUCUGUCUUGUCGUCUGGUCUGUCGGCUGUCCGCCUGCCUCCCUUCCUGCCUGCUGCCUGCCUGCCGCCGCUGCCUGCCGGCCUGUCCUGUCUGUCGGGCUGUCUGGCUGCGGCCUGUAAGUCCGUGCUUCCACACUAAGAGGAGGGAUCUGCAAAGACCUGCUGACAGCAGUUAGUUUGCCUGACAGAUUCUGUAGAGUAAGCACCCCGGGACCAUAUGGAUUCCGGGGAUAAUGGUUUAUAAACCUGGCAAAAGAACGUUUUAAUCCGCCAAGUACAGAACGAAACUUGGGGCCCUGUUUUCAAGUCAAGGUAUUCACUAUUCAUCACCUUUUCUCCCACUCUUAAACGUUCUAUACACUUUUUGUCUUCCUGUAACGCAGGACGGAUACGCAUCUUCAAAUCACUUCCUCUUUCUGAUAUGGUGAGUGGCUCAGUUAAAACGUACAGGCAUCAAGGUGUCAUGUCUUGAUGAUAAUAAGCGGGAACGUUUGUAAAAAAUAGACACCACUGUACUUCACGACAUUAGAAAACCUCUCAGAUUACCCAGAGAGAGAGAGAGAGAGGUACCGGUGUAAAUACCCACUGGGCACACACUGGUUGAAUCAACGUUGUCUGCACGUCAUUUCAACGAAAUUAUGUUGCGCCAACGUGGAAUAGACGUUGAUUUGACAUCUGUGCCCGUCUCCCUCAACUUCUUACCGUACCAACCACACAACACCCACACACACAACACACACAACACACACCAACACACACACACACACCCACAGUCAAACACCCGUGCAACAUGCCACUAUACCCAUACCCCCCCAUCACCCUACAGUAUUACCCACACCCAUUAUAUAGUAACACCCCCCCACAUCAGCCCCUAACAGUAUAACCCAUACAGGCCCCAGUAUAUAUACCCCCCAAUCCCCUACAUAUAUACCCACAACACCCAUAUAUAUACCCCCCCAUCACCCAUACUUAUAUACCCACAACCGCCACAGUAAAUAUCCCCCCAUCAGCCCACAGCCUCAGUCUUAACCCACACAAGCGCCAGUAAUAAAUAUAACCCCCCCCCAUCAGCCCUACAGUCUAUCCCACAACGUACAAUCGCCCAGUAUAAUACCAUACACCCCAAUCAGCCCUACAUUAUAUCUCCCACCACAUCCCCAUAUGGUCUCCCCCCCCCCAAUCCGCCCUACAGUAUACCACACAGCCCCAGUCGAUAUACCCCCCCAAUCAGCCCUACAGUAAAAUACCCACACAGCCCCAGUAUAUAUACCCCCCCAUCAGCCCUACAGGUAUAUACCCACACGCCCCAGUAUAUAUCCCCCCCCCAAUCAGCCUACAUUAUAUACCCACACAGCCCCAGUAUAUAUACCCCCCCCCCCAAUCAGCCCUACAGUAUAUACCCACACAGCCCCAGUAUAUACCCCCCCAACCCAGCCCUACAGUAUAUACCACCACCCCAGUUUAUACCCCCCAAUCAGCCCUACAGUAUAUACCCACACAGCCCCAGUUUUAUACCCCCCCCCCCAAUCAGCCCUACAGUAUAUACCCCCCGCCCCAGUAUAUAUACCCCCCCCAAUCAGCCCUACAUAUAUACCCACACAGCCCCAGUAUAUCAAUACCCCCCAAUCACCCUACAUAUAUACCCCCAGCCCCAGUAUAUAUACCCCCCAUCAGCCCUACAGUAUAUACCCCACAGCCCCAGUAUAUAUCCCCCCCAUCAGCCCUACAGUAUAUACCCACCAGCCCCCAGUAUAUAUACCCCCCAAUCAGCCCUACAGUAUAUACCCACACAGCCCCAGUAUAUAUACCCCCCAAUCAGCCCUACAGUAUAUACCCACACAGCCCCAGUAUAUAUACCCCCCAAUCAGCCCUACAGUAUAUACCCACACAGCCCCAGUAUAUAUACCCCCCCAUCAGCCCUACAGUAUAUACCCACACACCCCAGUAUAUAUCCCCCCCCCCCCAUCAGCCCUACAGUAUAUACCCACACAGCCCCAGUAUAUAUACCCCCCCCCAUCAGCCCUACAGUAUAUACCCACACAGCCCCAUAUAUAUACCCCCCCAAUCAGCCCUACAGUAUAUACCCCACAGCCCCAUAAUAUAACACCCCCCAUCAUCCCUACAGUAUAUACCCACACGCCCCCAGUAUAUAUACCCCCCCAAUCAGCCCUACAGUAUAUACCCACACAGCCCCAGUAUAUAUACUACCCCCCCAAUCAGCCCUACAGUAUAUACCCACACAGCCCCAGUAUAUAUACCCCCCCCCAAUCAGCCCUACAGUAUAUACCCACACCAGCCCCAGUAUAUAUACCCCCCCAAUCAGCCCUACAGUAUAUACCCACACAGCCCCAGUAUAUAUACCCCCCAAUCAGCCCUACAGUAUAUACCCACACCGCCCCAGUAUAUAUACCCCCCCAUCAGCCCUACAGUAUAUACCCACACAGCCCCAGUAUAUAUACCCCCCAAUCAGCCCUACAGUAUAGCUGUGGAUUAAAGAGCCCACUCAGCUCGUUGUGACGGAGAUAAUUGAGGUCAGGAUGUCAAUGACGGUGUGACUCCUCCACUCCCAACUUGAAUAUUCUCCUCACAGCCAGCCAGCCCUCUCUCUGUCUACAGGCUUUCAUUAUACACACAGCUGUGAGAGAGGGAUUCAUGAAAUAUUCUCUCUGCAGAAAGACUAGUCUACUAGUAUAGGGGACGGAUAGAGAGAGAGAGAGAGAGAGAGAGAAACGAGGAUAGAGAAGAGAGAGAUGAGAGAGAGAGAGAGACGAGAUAAGACGAGACUAGAGAUAGAGAUAGAGAGAGAGAGAGAAGAGAGAGGAGAGAGAGAGAUAGAUCCGACCGUAGAGAGAGAGAGAGAUACAGAGAUGAGAGACAUAGAGAGAGAGAAGAGAGAGAGAGAGAUAGAGUAGAUAGAGCGAUAGCGAAAGUAGAUUAAGAUAGAGAGAGAGAGAUAUAUAGAGGUGAUGAGAUAAGAGAGAGAGAGAGAGCGAAAGAGAGAAAGACCCAGCUAAUCAAGCCCAGGUGAUGGAUGGAGUAGAGAGAGAUAGAGAGAAAGAGAUCCAUUCUGCUAGCCCAGAUCAUCUCUAUAAAAUAAUGUCUCUAUUUUUCUACUUAAUGGUAUUUUGCUCCUCACAGUGACUACCUCUCUACCUUACCAUAGUUCCUCCAGAACCUGGAACACCAGUAACAGUUGACCAUGUCUUAGAGUUGUUUUCUCAAUCCAUCAGCUUGUUUCAAGUUUCUUCUGUCUCAUCUCCCUCCAUAGUUGUUGUCAUCCCUACAUGGCUUUCUUGUUGAUUUCUCAUGCUUCUUCUAUGACUAACAUGGUUUUUAAUCCUGAUGAAUCUACAUGUUUUGUUUGAUUGGGAGCCAACCAUGUUGUUUUGCUAACAUGGCUUCUUCUGAUUGAUCUAACAUGGCUUCUGUUCUGAUUGAUCUAACAUGGUUUCUGUUCUGAUUGAUCUAACAUGGUUUCUGUUCUGAUUGAUCUAACAUGACUUCUGUUCUGAUUGAUCUCACAUGUUUCUCCUGUUUCUGAUUGAUCUAUACAUGGCCUUCUCUGUUCUACUUAUCUAACAUGGUUUCCUGUUCUGAUUGAUCAAAAACCAUGGCAUUUAUCCUUCUUUUGGUUUGUUGGUUGGCACCAAACCAUUCAGAGAGAGAAGGAGAAUAUGUUCCGGCACCUCGCGUCCCUCCUCUCCCAUUGAGCAGGGGGCGCCGUGGGAUUUAUUUAAGAUACAUCCUGAAUUAUAAAUGUUCGCCAGGCGUAAGGAGGGAUCUCAGCCAGUUAACCAUAAAUGAGCUCACACAUCUGUGUUAAACUGUGUGUGUGUGUUGUUGUUGAUGGUUGGUGAUGUUGAGAGUAGAAGUGGAGAUUGGAAGGUCUUCUCUCUCGAAUCCACCAGCUUCUUUCUGAUUUCUCAUGCUUCUCUCUUAUCGUCAAGAUGGUGCAUGAAAUUACUGAUCUCAUUCUAGCAUCUCUUGCUUUGGCAGCAUUCGUAUUAGAGAUGUCCGCCGUACACAGACAGGUUUAUUGCACCCUGCCCCACAAAAUGAGGUGAAACUGAGCUGCACUUCCUAACCUCCUGCCAAAUGUAUCACCCAUUUAGAGACACAUAUUUCCUCAUUAAUACACAUACCCAGAAUUUGAAAACAAAUCUCAUAUCUAUUGGGUGAAAUACCAGUGCCAUCACAGCAGCAAGAUUUGUGACCUGUUGCCACAAGAAAAGGGCAACCAGUGAAGAACAAACACCAUAUUAAAUACAACCCAUUUUGUACUUUAACUAUCUGCACAUCAUUACAACACUAUAUAUAGACAUAAUAUGACAUUUGAAAUGUCUCUAUUCCUUUGGAACUUUUCUGAGUGUAAUGUUUACUGUUAAUAUUUAUUGUACUUGCUUUUAACUAUUUCAUGUUAACAUAUGUUUCCCAUUCCAAUAAAGCCCUUUGAAUUGAAUUGAGAGAGAGAGAGAAAGUGUAGGGGAGAACCAAGGUUUGUAGUUAGUCAGAGACAUAUGGUGUCAAGUGAAUCCUCUCCCCAAUUCCAAAGGCAGUCCCCCCCAAUACAUUAUAUUUUAGGGCACAUCGACAGAUUUUUUUCACCUAGUCGGCUCGGGGAUUAGAUCCAGCGACCUUUCGGUUACUGGCACAACGCUCUUAACCACUAAGCUACCUGCCGCCCAAUACCAAAUGCAGUCUCCUCAAUACCAAAAGCAGUCUCCUCAAUACCAAAAGCAGUCUCCCCAAUAUCAAAGGCAGUCUCCCCAAUAUCAAAAGCAGUCUCCCCAAUAUCAAAAGCAGUCUCCCCAAUAUCAAAAGCAGUCUCCCCAAUACCAAAAGCAGUCUCCCCAAUACCAAAAGCAGUCUCCCCAAUACCAAAAGCAGUCUCCCCUAUACCAAAAGCAGUCUCCCCAAUACCAAAAGCAGUCUCCCCUAUACCAAAAGCAGUCUCCCCAAUACCAAAAGCAGUCUCCCCUAUACCAAAAGCAGUCUCCCCAAUACCAAAAGCAGUCUCCCCAAUACCAAAAGCAGUCUCCCCAAUACCAAAAGCAGUCUCCCCAAUACCAAAAGGCAGUCUCCCCAAUACCAAAGGCAGUCUCCCCAAUACCAAAGGCAGUCUCCCCAAUACCAAAGGCAGUCUCCCCAAUACCAAAGGCAGUCUCCCCAAUACCAAAGGCAGUCUCCCCAAUACCGCAGUCUCCCCAAACCAAGGGCAGUCCCCCAAAGCAGUCUCCCCAUAGACCAAAAGGCAGUGCUCCCCCAAUACCAAAGGCAGUCCUCCCCAAUACCAAAAGCAGUCCUCCUCCCCAAUACACAAAGGGCCAGUACUCCCCCAAUACCAAAGGCCAGUCUCCCCAAUAACCAAAAGGCAGUCUCCCCAAAACCAAAAGGCAGCGUUCUCCCCAAUAGACCAAGGCAGUCUCCCCAAUACCCAAGGCAGUCCCCCAAUACCAAAAGGCAGUCUCCCCAAUUACCAAAAGCAUCCCUCCCCAAAUACCCAAAGGCCAGUCUCCCCCAAUACCAAAGGCAGUCUACCCCAAUUACCAAAAGGCAGUCUCCCCAAUACCAAAAGGCAGUCUCCCCCAAUACCAAAGGGCAUCUCCCCAAUACAAAGGCAGUCUCCCCCAAUACCAAAGGCAGUCUCCCCAAUACCAAAGGCAGUCUCCCCAAUACCAAAGGCAGUCUCCCCAAUACCAAAGGCAGUCUCCCCAAUACCAAAGGCAGUCUCCCCAAUACCAAAGGCAGUCUCCCCAAUACCAAAGGCAGUCUCCCCAAUACCAAAGGCAGUCUCCCCAAUACCAAAGGAAGUCUCCCCAAUACCAAAGGCAGUCUCCCCAAUAUCAAAAGCAUAAUGUGUUCUGGCAUCCACCUCUACAGUGUCUUAAAAGACAGGACAUUCAUCCUCACAGUGAAACGCCGUACCAGAUGGUUGAACUACUGUUGCUAAGCAAACAUAAUAAGACUGAACUAAAGGAGCCUGAUCGUAGCAACAGCAUUAUGGGAUGUUGAAUACACUGUCCAAUACUAAUCUCAGGUCUGAUAUCUGGUUGGUACAUUCCAGAUGGGGUUAAAUGGGUUGAAUGUAGUAGAAGGAAUUGUGUGGAAGACUCGUUUGUUAGUCCAAUCUGUGUUGAUGAGCAAUGUCCUUAAACAACUUCAUAUACAGGACAUUCAGAUACUAUUCAGACCUCUUUACUUUUUACACAUUUUGUUACGUUACAACAUUAUUCUAAAAUGGAUUAAAUUCUUUUUUUUCCUCAUCAAAUCUAUAUACAAUACCACAUAAUGACUAAGCAAAAACAGGUUUUUAUUAAUAUCACAUUUACAUUCAGACCCUUUACUCAGUACUAUGUUGAAGCACCUUUGGUGAAGCGAUUAGAGCCAGCGAUUACAGCCUCGAGUCUUCUUGGGUAUGACGCUACAAGCUUGGCACACCUGUAUUUGGGGAGUUUCUCCCAUUCUUCUCUGCAGAUCCUCUCAAGCUCUGUCAGGUUGGAUGGAGAGCGUCGCCGGACAGCUAUUUUCAGGUCUCUCCAGAGAUGUUCGAUCGGGUUCAGGUCCAGGCUCUGGCUGGGCCACUCAAGGACAUUCAGAGACUUGCCCCCGAAGCCACUCCUGCAUUGUCUUGGCUGUGUGCUUAGGGUCAUUGUCCUGUUGGAAGGUGAACCUUCGCCCCAGUCUGAGGUCCUGAGAGCUCUGGAUUAGGUUUUCUUCAAGGAACUCUCUGUACAGUGCUCCAUUCAUCUUUCCCUCCAUCCUGACUAGUCUCACAGUCCCUGCCGCUGAAAAACAUCCCCACAGCAUGAUGCUGACAUCACCAUGCUUCACCAUAGGGAUGGUGCCAGGUUUCCUCCAAACGUGACACAUGGCAUUCAGGCCAAAGAGCUCAAUCUUGGUUUCAUCAGACCAGAGAAUCUUGUUUCUCAUGGUCUGAGAGUCCUUUAGGUGCCUUUUGGCAAACUCCAAGCGGGCUGUCAUGUGCCUUUUACUGAGGAGUGGCUUCCGUCUGGCCACUCUACCAUAAAGGCCUGAUUGGUGGAGUGCUGCAGAGAUGGUUGUCCUUCUGGAAGGUUCUCCCAACUCCACAGAGGAACUCUGGAGCUCUGUCAGAGUGACCAUCGGGUUCUUGGUCACCUCCCUGACCAAGGCCCUUCUCCCCCGAUUGCUCAGUUUGGCCGUGCGGCCAGCUCUAGGAAGAGUCUUGGUGGUUCCAAACUUCUUCCAUUUAAGAAUGAAGGAGGCCACUGUGUUCUUGGGGACCUUCAAUGCUGCAGAAAUGUUUUGGUACCCUUCCCCAGAUCUGUGCCUUGACACAAUCCUGUCUCUGAGCUCUACGGACAAUUAUUUCGACCUCAUGGCUUGGUUUUUGCUCUGACUGGUACUAUCAACUGUGGGACCUUAUAUAGACAGGUGUGUGCCUUUCCAAAUCAUGUCCAAUCAAUGUAAUUUACUGUAGGUGGACUCCAAUCAAGUUCUAGAAACAUCUCAAGGAUGAUCAAUGGAAACAGGAUGCACCUGAGUUCAUUUUGAGUCUCAUAGCAAGGGGUCUGAAUACUUAUGUAAUAAGGUAUUUCUGUUUUAUAUUUUUAAUAGAUUUGCAAAAAUGUAUUACAACCUGUUUUCGCUUUGUCGUUAUUGGGUAUUGUGUGUAGAUUGAUGAGGAAAGAAAUUAAUUUAAUCCAUUUUAGAAUAAGGCUGUAACGUAACAAAAUGUGGAAAAAGGGGAAGGGGUCUGAAUACUUUUCCGAAAGCAUCAAUUGCAAAGGCCUGAAGUUAGACAAUUAGGAACCUAACUAAAUAACAACGAUUCACAAUCACAAAUGAUAUAACCUUGUCUCCAGGGUUAACUAAGAGCUGCCUGGGGGAUGAGAUUACAACUGCCAUGGUAACGGGUUGAAUAUUGGUGAGUAUCCGGUCACAACACCAAGCCUCAAAGAAGAUGCUGCUACGCGAUUGAAGGAUCGUUUCUGUACCCUCACCUGUGAAGGAAGACAUCAUACAACACUCAGACUGUAGAUUUAACCAAAUGUAAAGAAUGAAACAUUUUAAACAGAUAUCACUACGUCGGCAUCCUCCGCAUUGCUGUAGGGUGCAAUUACAUCGUACCACUCCACCGAGAUACCUCUUCACCUCGCUACUCAAACAUUUACAUGGAGAAGCUCUUUGUAGUAGAAUAUUUUCUUUUUUUGAAAAAAAAAAGUUUGCCAACGCUAGCAUUAAUAUUGAGGUCUUUAUAGCAGCUGGUUCGUUGUGUGAUGUUCUGAGAGAUCUAUCCGUGAUUCAAAGAUGGGUCAUAGGAAGUACAGGAAAUAGGACGGGUAACCUCUCAAUAGAUAGAACUUCAACAGUAGGACUGUACGAUAUACACUAGGGGAAACUUCAAUGGAACUCUCACUCAUAUGUGUAAAAUACACAUUCAGUUUUUUUGGUUUAUUGAUAGGGAAUUUAGGAUAUUCCAUUGUGAUAUUCAAUUGUUAUUGAUAGGGAAUUUAGGAUAUUCCAUGGUGAUAUUCAAUUGUUAUUGAUAGUGAAUAUAGGAUAUUCCAUUGUGAUAUUCAAUUGUUAUUGAUAGUGAAUUUAGGAUAUUCCAUUGUGAUAUUCAAUUGUUAUUGAUAGGGAAUUUAGGAUAUUCCAUUCCUUACUUAGAUUUGUGUGUAUUGGGUAUAUGUUGUGAAAUUGUUAGAUAUUACUUGAUAGAUAUUACUGCACUGUCGGACCUAGAAGCACAAGCAUUUCGCUACACCUGCAAUAACAUCUGCUAAACACGUGUAUGUCACAAAUACAAUUUGAUUUGAUUUGAUUUGUAAGCACAUUACAUAUUCUGGACAGACACAGACAUUCCUGGGACUUGAAGGGUUAAGCUUCCUGCUUAUUAGUAUUUGCAGUCAGAUUGAUUAAAUCAGUGGAUUCACACAGAACCUGGUUUGCAGUUUGUGUUCAACCAGAUUAGAGCCUUAAUCCUUGGAUGGAUCUGUUAAUCCACGGGGAGUGGUGUCCGUACACGCUACUCACGUUCUUCUCCUUCACUACACACACACACACACACACACACACACACACACACACACCACACACACACGCACACACACACACACACACACACACACACACACACACACACACACACACACACACACACACACACACACACACUCAGCAUGGCUGCAUGCAUACCAUACCAUACCAUACCAUACCAUGUCAUACCAUACCAUACCAUACCAUACCAUACCAUGUCAUACCAUACCAUACCAUGUCAUACCAUACCAUACCAUACCAUGUCAUACCAUACCAUACCAUACCAUACCAUACCAUGCUGUUCUGGUGCUAGUGGAUCUACUGUAAUCCAUCAAUAAUAGAGUGUAUCUGAUUACUAUAUGAUUACAGAGGAGACUCUUGCACAUAUGUUGCAGAUGAGAUGAGUCAACCAUUCGUUGGUAAAGCAUAGCAUUCUAAUGCCAUGUGGAGGGCUGAGAGGAGAGAAGGAGAGAGAAAGAAAAAAGAAAGAAAGAAAGAAAGAAAGAAAGAAAAAGAAAGAAAGAAAGAAAGAAAGAAAGAAAGAAGAAAGAAAGAAAGAAAUAAAGAGAAAGAAGAAUAGAAGAAAAAGAAAGAAAGAAAAGAAGAAAGAAAGAGAGAAAAGAAAGAAAGAAAGAAAGAAAGAGAGAAAGAAAGAAGAAAGACAAGAAUAGAUAGAAACAGAGAGACGAAGAAAGAAGAAAGAGAACUAAAAGAAAGAACAAAGAGAAAGAAGAAAGAGAAAGGAAGGUGACUUACAUUGAGUCCUCUCUGGAACACCUGUUGUCCCAUGACGUCUACCAGCAUCCUACAGACGCACACCUGAAAGAAUAGAUAAGAGAAGAACACACUUGAUCAAUAAUAUAGGUUGAGUAACAAUGUAACCUAUGAGCUGUACAUUACAUUUUAGUUGACACUUUUAUCCAGAACAACUUACAGGUGAAAUUAGGGUUAAGUGCCUUACUCAACAGCACAUCAGUUAUAUAGUCGGUUCGGAAUUCGAACCAGCAACCUUUCGGUUACUGGCACAAUGCUCUAAACCGCAAGGCUACCUGCUGCCCAGUACAAUUCCAUAUAAUGCUCUCCAAAGGCUUACUGCAGUGAUAUCGUGGUAGAUAUAACAGGAGGAGAAUCAAGAAAACAAGGAAGGAUGUAUAAGUUCAGCUGUCCUAAACUGUAGAUGUGAUCAUAUAUAAACCAGAUCCCACUGAAAGGGCUCUUUAGCUGUCCUAAACUGUAGAUGUGAUCAUAUAUAAAUCAGAACCCACUGAAAGGGCUCUUUAGCUGUCCUAAACUGUAGAUGUGAUCAUAUAUAAACCAGAACCCACUGAAAGGGCUCUUUAGCUGUCCUAAACUGUAGAUGUGAUCAUAUAUAAACCAGAACCCACUGAAAGGGCUCUUUAGCUGUCCUAAAUGUCACGAUCGUCGGUAAGAGAGGAGGACCAAGGCGCAGCGUUGAAUGCGAACAUAUUUAUUAUAGGUGAUACACGAUCAAAACGAUAACGUGACAGUCAACGGUCUAACACAAACCAGCUAGAACAAGAUCCCACAACCACUGUGGGCAAACAGCUUGUUUAAAUGUGGUUCCCAAUCAGAGACAACCAGCCACAGCUGACACUCGUUGCCUCUGAUUGAGAACCACACUGGCCAACAUAGAAAUGGAACACAUAGAAUACAAAUGAAACUCACACCCUGGCUCAACAUACAAGUGUCCCCAGAGCCAGGGCGUGACAGUACCCCCCCCUAAAGGCGCGGACUCCGACCGCGCCAACUAAAUACCACAGGGGAGGGACCGGGUGGGCACUCCGCCUUGGCGGCGGAUCCGGCUCCAGGCCUGAUCCCCGCUCCCUCUCCAACCCCCCAAAGUACCCCUGGUCCGGUCUGGCCCCGCUGGCCGGAGCUGGACUGCACACUGAUGGAGCGGAUUGCUCUAGCUCCGGCGUAACGCAUCUGACCGGUGCCGGACCAGGCACCAGUAGAACAGGCACAGGCCGUGCCGGACUGACGACGCCCACCACUGGCUUGGUGUGGAGAACAGGCACGGGCCGUGCUGGACUGGCGACGCACACCACUGGCUUGGUGUGAGGAGCAGGAGCGGGCCGAACCGGGCUGUGCGACGCGCACCAUUGGCUUGGUGCGGGAAGCAGGAGCGGGCCGACCGGGCUGACGAUGCGCACCCCUGGCUUGGUGCGUGGAGCAGGAACGGACCGGACCGGGCUGACGAUGCGCACCCCUGGCUUAGUGCGUGGAGCAGCAACGGGCCGGGCCGGGCUGACGAUACGCACCCCUGGCUUGGUGCAUGGAGCAGGAACGGGCUGGACCGGGCUGGACGACUCGCACCCCUGGCUUGGUGCGAGUGGCAGGAACAGGCCGGACCGGGCUGGCGACGCGCACCAUAGGCUUGGUGCGGGGAGCAGGAACAGGCCGGGCCGGGCUGGCGAAGCGCACCAUAGGCUUGGUGCGGGGAGCAGGAACAGGCCGGGCCGGGCUGGCGAAGCGAACCAUAGGCUUGGUGCGGGGAGCAGGAACAGGCCGGGCCGGGCUGGCGAUGCGCACCAUUGGCUUGGUGCGGGAGCAGGAACAGGCGGACCGGGCUGGAGACUCGCACCAUUGGCCUGGUGCGGGGAGCAGGAACAGGCCGGACCGUACUGGGGACACACACCACUGGCCCUACGCAGGGAUCUGGAACGGGCCGGACCGGACUGGUAACACACCCCAGUACCUCUCGCCGUGCCUCUACAACCUUCCAUCCCCUCUUCGAACCAGUGGCCCCCGUAACCUGGCGGCCUCCUCUGCCAACCCGCUGGGCCGCUCUGUCGCGGUCUCCUGCUGGCCCGUCGUCCACGGCGUUAGCCCCCCCCUAAAAAUUGUAUGGGCUUCACUCCUACCCGUGGACCAGGUCUCCAUACUUCUCGCCAGCCUUUCGCCCUUCUGCUUCCACGUCAAGCCCCUCUCUUCCUCACCCGGCUUGACCCAGUCGAGGAGGCGCUGGAUAUCCGCUAGGGAUUUCGCUGGCGAUGGCUCCUGGACCCGCUGCUUGGUCCAGUUCUGGUGGGAUCUUCUGUCACGAUCGUCGGUAAGAGAGGAGGACCAAGGCGCAGCGUUGAAUGCGAACAUAUUUAUUAUAGGUGAUACACGAUCAAAACAACAAAACGAUAACGUGACAGUUCACGGUCUAACACAAACCAACUCGAAACAAGAUCCCACAACCACUGUGGGCAAACAGCUUGUUUAAAUGUGGUUCCCAAUCAGAGACAACCAGCCACAGCUGACACUCGUUGCCUCUGAUUGAGAACCACACUGGCCAACAUAGAAAUGGAACACAUAGAAUACAAAUGAAACUCACACCCUGGCCAACAUACAAGUGUCCCCAUAGCCAGGGCGUUGACACUAAACUGUAUGAUGUGAUCAAUAUAAACCCAGAUCCACUGAAAAGGGCUCUUACUGUCCUAAACUGUAGAUGUGAUCAUAUAUAACACCAAUCCCACUGAAAGGGCUCUUUAGCUUGUCCUAAACUGUAGAUGUGAUCAUAUAUAAAAUCAGAACCCACUGAAGGGCUUCUUCAGCUGUCCUAAACUGUAGAUGUGAUCAUAUAUAAAAAACCAGAACCCCACUGAAAGUGCUCUUUAGCUGUCCUAAACUGUAGAUGUGAUCAUAUUAUAAAACCAGAUCCCACAGCCUCAUCCUAAGAUACAUGAGGAUGAUCUGUUCCCUUUAUUAAAACCAGUGCUGCUGUCUAUCAUGUUGUUUAUUUUAGUUGUUGAAGUCGAGAGGAGAGAGAGAGAGAGAAGAGAGAGGAGAGAGAGAGAGGAGAGAGAGAGAUGAGAGGGAAAAUUGAUCCUUCCCCUCUAUCCCUCUCUCUCUCUCUCUCUCCUCUCUCUUCUCUCUCUCUCUCUCUCUCUCUCUCCCCCUGCUCUCUCUCCUCUUUUCCUCUCGCUCUCUCUCUCCUCCUUUGCUCUCUCUCGCCUCUCUUCUUCCUCUUUGUCCCUUCCCUCUUUCCCCCAUCCCUCCCUCCUCUCUUCCUCUUUAUGUCACCACUCCCCCCUGUUUCUUCCACCCCUUUCCCCCGGUUAUCCUUCUUCCCAUUCCUUCCGGUGCCCUAAACCCUUAUUUUCCCCUUCCCCUUUCCCCCCCAUUUGUCUUUCUGGUUCCUUCCCCAAAAGCCAGUUCGGCGGUGUUAUGCCGUUUCCCCUGUAGAGUUUUUUUCUUUAACCAACAAAGACUUUCCUAGUCUAAAAAAUAAAAGCCCUGGUCUGUUGUAGGAUGGGGACUACCGGGAAAGUUAUACGGUGGAUAUAACACGGCAGUAUCACUCAAAUCGACCGUCCAUCCACCCCCCCGGGUUUUUUGAUCUACCUAACCCAAAUGUACACCGGGAUUGGGGGGAGCCGACUGGACAAUCCCCAAAACCAAACACUCCAAACUAAAUAUUUAGAUCCUCUCUGGUUAAAAAAUUCAAACUCUACAGCUAGUCCAAAUUAUUGCUCGAAAAACCCGUCUACGUCAAAUUUAAACACCCUCUCUUCUCCCGGAGGGACUUUCUCCUCCGUUCCACGUCCCUCUCUCCCCUUCCCUGUUCCUGUCCUUUAACCAACCGCCUCAGCUUCUACUUGGGGUCCUCUUUUCCCCCCCGCCCAGAACAUGCCGACUGACCUUUUCCCAAAAACAACUAAAGGAUUGAUAGGUCCUUUGCCUUAGGGGGAAACCCAGGUCUUUCAAAUUUUUUUUUCUCGGCCUCUCAUGCUUAUAUUCAAGAUACAAACUGCCAUCUCACCCACCAUCUGAUUGGAGACCCCCUUUCCCCUGAACCUCUCCAAACCUUUUUUUCCCCUUUUCUUUCCCCUUCGUGUACAGUUAACCCUUUUGGUCACCAGGCCUGUUCACCCUGCACCAUCAGAAGAGGAACACUACAAAGGGCCUGUUCACCCUGCUACCAUCUAGAAAGACCUAAGGCCUGUUUACCCUGUACCCUCUAGAAGAGGAACUAAAAGGCCUGUUUCACCCUGCACCCCUAACCAUCUAGAAGGAGGAGCCAACCACAGGGCCUGUUCACCCUGUACCUCUAGAAGAAGGGGGACCCUCAGGGCUGUUCACCCUGCUACCAUCUAAAGGAGGAACCCCUAGGCCUGUUCACCCCUGCUACCAUCUAGAAGGAGGGGACCUACAGGGCCUGUUUCACACCCCUGCUACCAUCUAAAGGGGUAGACCUACAGUGGGCCCCGUUCCACCCUUCUUUCCCUAAAAAACAAAUACAGUAACUGUUUCCCCCCUUCUAAUUAAAGAGUUAAACAUACAGGGCCUUCACCCCCCUGCUACUCAACAAAAGGGAGACCUCAGGCCGUUCACCUGCCUCUGAAGGAGGAGACACUACAGGGGCCUGUUCAACACUGCACAUUAGAAAGGGUGACACUACACCUUUUCAACCCUCGCUCACUCUAAAGGGAGAACACUACAGGCCUUUCACCCUCUUACCAUCUAGAAAGGAAACUAAAAGGCGCAAACCCCGAUACAUUAAAAGAGAAACUACAGGGGUGUUACCUGCAACCAUUAAAGGAGACACUACAGGCCUUCACCUCUAAAACCAUCUAGAAGGAGAACAACUACAGGGCUUUCCCCCAAAGAACAUCUAAAAGGGGAAAAAACCCAACACACCUUUCCACCACAACACCCUAAAAGCUACACUAAAACACAAAGGCUUAUGGACCAAGAUAAAACCCUUCUAUUUUCAAAGCCACAACUGUUAAUAGUCCCCAUUUCAACCGGCCUCCAACCAUACCCUGCCCCUCCCCGAACCUUUUUCCCCCGUAUAAGGCUACCCAGGCUUCUCUCCUGCACCUUAGAGACUGCUGCCCUAUGCACAUAGACAUGGAACACUGGACACUUUAAUAAUAAUAUAAUAUGCCAUUUAGCAGACGCUUUUAUCCAAAGCGACUUACAGUCAUGCGUGCAUAAAUGUUUGGUCCCGGGGAUCGAACCCACUACCUUGGCGUUACAAGCGCCGUUCUCUACCAGCUGAACUACAGAGGACCACAGAGUUUACAUACUGUUUUACCCACUUCAUAUGUACAAUUGAAGUCAGAAGUUUACAUACACCUUAGCCAAAUACAUUUAAACUCAGUUUUUCACAAUUCCUGACAUUUAAUCCUAGUAAAAAUUCCCUGUCUUAGGUCAGUUAUGAUUACCAUAUUAUUUUAAGAAUGUGAAAUGUCAGAAUAAUAGUAGAGAGAAUGAUUUAUUUGAGCUUUUAUUUCUUUCAUCACAUUCCGAGUGGGUCAGAAGUUUACAUACACUCAAUUAGUAUUUGGUAGCAUUGCCUUUAAAUUGUUUAACUUGGGUCAAACAUUUCGGGUAGCCUUCCACAAGCUUCCCACAAUAAGUUGGGUGAAUUUUCGGCCCAUUCCUCCUGACAGAGCUGGUGUAACUGAGUCAGGUUUGUAGGCCUCCUUGCUCGCACACGCUUUUUCAGUUCUGCCCACACAUUUUCUAUAGAAUUGAGGUCAGGGCUUAGUGAUGGCCACUCCAAUACCUUGACUUUGUUGUCCUUAAGCAAUUUUGCCACAACUUGUUAAGUAUGCUUGGGGUCAUUGUCCAUUUGGAAGACCCAUUUGCGACCAAGCUUUAACUUCCUGACUGAUGUCUUGAGAUGUUGCUUCAAUAUAUCCACAUAAUUUUCCAAACAUAACGAUGGUCAUUAUGGCCAAACAGUUCUAUUUUUGUUUCAUCAGACCAGAGGACAAUUCUCCAAAAAGUACGAUCUUUGUCCCCAUGUGCAGUUGCAAACCGUAGUCUGGCUUUUUUAUUGCGGUUUUGGAGCAGUGGCUUCUUCCUUGCUGAGCGGCCUUUCAGGUUAUGUGGAUAUAGGACUCGUUUUACUGUGGAUAUAGAUACUUUUGUACCUGUUUCCUCCAGCAUCUUCACAAGGUCCUUUACUGUUGUUCUGGGAUUUAUUUGCACUUUUCGCACCAAAGUACGUUCAUCUCUAGGAGACAGAACGCGUCUCCUUCCUGAGCGGUAUGACGGCUGCGUGGUCCCAUGGUGAUAUACUUACGUACUAUUGUUUGUACAGAUGAAUGUGGUACCUUCUGGCGUUUGGAAUUUGCUCCCAAGGAUGAACCAGACUUGUGGAGGUCUACAAUUUUUUUUCUGAGGUCUUGGCUGAUUUCUUUUGAUUUUCCCAUGAUGUCAAGCAAAGAGGCACUGGGUUUGAAGGUAGGCCUUGAAAUACAUCCACAGGUGCACCUCCAAUUGACUCAAAUGAUGUCAAUUAGCCUAUCAGAAGCUUCUAAAGCCAUGACAUCAUUUUUUGGAAUUUCCCAAGCUGUUUAAAGGCACAGUCAACUUAGUGUAUGUAAACUUCUGACCCCCUGGAAUUGUGAUACAGUGAAUUAUAAGUGAAAUAAUCUGUCUGUAAACAAUUGUUGGAAAAUUACUUGUGUCCUAACCGACUUGCCAAAACUAUAGUUUGUUAACAAGAAAUUUGUGGAGUGGUUAAAAAACGAGUUUUAAUGACGCCAACCUAAGUGUAUGUAAACCUCCGAAUUCAACUGUAUAUACUGUAUUCUAGACAAGACUCAUCCUAUAGCAUUACUGCUGUACAUACCUUUUCUAUUCAUAUACUGUCCAUACUGUCUAUACACACCAUCAAAUACAUAUAUAUUUAUAUCCCGGACUCUGACAUUGUUCGUUCUGAUAUUUCUAGAUUUCUUAAUUCCUCUCUUUUUAUUUUUUGGGAUUUGUGUGUAUUGUUUUGUAUUGUUAGGUAGGAACAUAAGCAUUUCACUGCACCUGCGAUAAGAUCUGCAAAAUGUGUAUACACUACCAGUCAAAAGUUUGGACACACCUAUUCAUUCCAGGGUUUUUCUUAAUUUUUUACUAUUUUCUACAUUGUAGAAUAAUAGUAAAGACAUCAAAACUAUGAAAUAACACAUAUGGAAUCAUGUAGUAACCAAAAAAGUGUUAAACAAAUCAAAAUAUAUUUUUAUAUUUGAGAUUCUUCAAAGUAGCCACCCUUUGCCUUGAUUACAGCUUUGCACACUCUUGGCAUUCUCUCAACCAGCUUCAUGAGGUAGUCACCUGGAAUGCAUUUCAAUUAAACAGGUGUGCCUUCUUAAAAGUUAAUUUGUGGAAUUUCUUUCCUUCUUAAUGCCUUUGAGCCAAUCAGUUGUGUUGUGACAAGGUAGGGGGUGUAUACAGAAGAUAGCCCUAUUUGGUAAAAGGCCAAGUUCAUAUUUUUGGCAAGAACAGCUCAAAGAAGCAAAAGAGAAACAACAGUCCAUCAUUACUUUAAGACAUGAAGGUCAGUCAAUCCGGAACAUUUCAAUAACUUUUUAAGUUUCUUCAAGUGCAGUCGCAAAAACCAUCAAAGCGCUAUAAUGAAACUGGCUCUCAUGAGGACCGCCACAGGAAAGGAAGAUCCAUAGUUACUUCUGCUGCAGAGGAUAAGUUCAUUAGAGUUACCAGCCUCAGAUAUUGCAGCCCAAAUAAAUGCUUCACAGAGUUCAAGUAACAGACACAUCUCAACAUCAACUGUUCAGAGGAGACUGCGUGAAUCAGGCCUUCAUGGUCGGAUUGCUGCAAAGAAACCACUACUAAAGGACACCAAUAAGAAGAAGAGACCUGCUUGGGCCAAGAAACACAAGCAAUGGACAUUAGACCAGUGGAAAUCUGUCCUUUGGUCUGAUGAGUCAACAUUUUAGAUUUUUGGUUCCAACCGGCGUGUUUUUGUGAGACAAGGUGUGGGUGAACGGGAUGAUCUCCGCAUGUGUAUUUCCCACCGUAAAGCAUAGAGGGGGAGGUGGUCCCAUGUAGCUCAGUUGGUAGAGCAUGGCGUUUGCAAUGCCAGGGUUGUGGGUUCAAUUCCCACGGGGGGCCAGUAUGAUUUUUUAUUUUUUUUAUAAUGUAUGCACUCACUAACUGUAAGUCGCUCUGGAUAAGAGCGUCUGCUAAAUGACUAAAUUGUCAAAAUGAAAAAUGACUAAAAUGUGUUAUGGUGUUAUGUGUUAUGGUGUGGGGGUGCUUUGCUGGUGACACUGUCUGUGAUUUAUGUAGAAUUCAAGGCACACUUAACCUUCUGCAGCGAUACGCCAUCCUAUCUGGUUUGCGCUUAGUGGGACUAUAAUUUGUUUUUCAACAGGACAAUGACUCAACACACCUCCAGGCUGUGUAAGGGCUAUUUUAACAAGAAGGAUAGUGAUGGAGUGCUGCAUCAGAUGACCUGGCCUCCCUUUUACUCCCCAAUUUCGAUCUUGUCUCAUCGCUGCAACUCUCCAACGGGCUCGGGGGGCAAAAGUCAAGUCAUGCGUCCUCCGAAACGUGACCCACCAAACUGCGCUUCUUAACACCCGCUUAACCCGGAAACCAGCCGCACCAAUGUGUCGGAGGAAACACCGUUCACCUGACGACCAAGGUCAGCCUGCAGGCGCCCGGCCCACCACAAGGAGUCGCUAGAGCGCGUUGAGCCAAGUAAAGCCCCCCCAGCCAUACCCUCCCUUAACCCGGACGACGCUGGGCCAAUUGUGCGCCGCCCUAUGGGACUCCCAAUCACAGCCGGUUGUGAUACAGCCCAGGAUCAAACCCAGGUCUGUAGUGAUGCCUCUAGCACUGCGAUGCAGUGCCUUAGACCACUGUGCCACUCGGGAGGCUCGACCAAUAUAAUUGGAUUUGAUUGGUAUGCAGUGAUGAACAAUAUUUCAUAGGAUAGAGAUACUUUGGAAACAGAGACAUGAUUUUCUCCAUCUGUACACUUGUUGUCUGUUGCUUGGUAUGCAGUGAUGAACAUUGUUUCUUUCACAGGGCUAUAUAAAACCAUUUAUCUGGAGAGAGAUGUGAUUACUGAGAUUCAGCCUCCUCCCUAGAUGAACUGUUUAUUGUGCCAUCAUACCCCAGGGCCAACCAGCCUCUCCCAUCCUCUCUCGCUCUCUCUCUCUCUCUCUGUGUGUCUCUCUCUCUCUCCUCCUCUUCUCUCCUCCCUCCCUCCAUCUCUCUCUCUCUCCUCCUCUUCUCUCCUCCCUCCCUCCAUCUCUCUCUCUCUCUCUCUCUGUGUCUCUCUCUCUCUCCUCCUCUUCUCUCCUCCCUCCAACUCUCCUCCCUGCACCUCAUCUCAUUCAACAGAUCAACAUAUUAAAAACACAGCACGAACAUAUUAAAAACACAGCACCAACAUCAAACAACAUCAAACAACAUCAAAUUCCCCCUCAGGAGACUAAAAAGAUUUGGCAUGGGUCCUCAGAUCCUCAAAAAAUUCUACAGCUGCACCAUCGAGAGCAUCCUGACUGGUUGCAUCACCGCCUGGUAUGGCAACUGCUUGGCCUCUGACCGCAAGGCACUACAGAGGGUAGUGCGUACGGCCCAGUACAUCACUGGGGCAAAGCUCCCUGCCAUCCAGGACCUCUAUACCAGGCGGUGUCAGAGGAAGGCCCUCAAAAUUGUCAAAGACUCCAGCCACCCUAGUCAUAGACUGUUCUCUCUGCUACCGCACGGCAAGCGGUACCGGAGUGCCAAGUCUAGGUCCAAAAGACUUCUCAACAGCUUCUACCCCCAAGCCAUAAGACUCCUGAACAGCUAAUCAUGGCUACCCGGACUAUUUGCACUGCCCCCCCACCCCAUCCUUUUUACGCUGCUGCUACUCUGUUAAGUAUUUAUGCAUAGUCACUUUAACUCUACCCCACAUGUACAUAUUACCUCAACUACCUCAACUAGCCGGUGCCCCCGCACAUUGACUAUGCAACGGUACCCCCCCUGUAUAUAUAGCCUCCCUACUGUCACUUUAUUUUACUGUAUAUAUAGCCUCCCUACUGUCACUUUAUUUUACUUCUGCUCUUUUUUCUCAACACUUUUUUGUUGUUGUUUUAUUCUUACUUUUUUGUUUAAAAUAAAUGCACUGUUGGUUAAGGGCUGUAAGUAAGCAUUUCACUGUAAUGUCUGCACCUGUUGUAUUCGGCGCAUGUGACCAAUAAAAUUUGAUUUGAUUUGAUUUGAUUUGAAACACCCAGCUAAUUAAUUCAAUCUAAACGCUGGAGGAUGUAGUUAGUAUGUAAUAAAGGUGUGGUUGAGGUGUUACUAUGUAAUAUCAUAAUAAAGGUGUGGUUGAGGUGUUACUGUGGAAUAUCAUAAUAAAGAUGUGGUUGAGGUGUUACUGUGGAAUAUCAUAAUAAAGGUGUGGUUGAGGUGUUACUAUGUAAUAUCAUAAUAAAGGUGUGGUUGAGGUGUUACUGUGGAAUAUCAUAAUAAAGGUGUGGUUGAGGUGUUACUGUGGAAUAUCAUAAUAAAGGUGUGGUUGAGGUGUCACUAUGUAAUAUCAUAAUAAAGGUGUGGUUGAGGUGUAACUGUGGAAUAUCAUAAUAAAGGUGUGGUUGAGGUGUUACUGUGGAAUAUCAUAAUAAAGGUGUGGUUGAGGUGUAACUGUGUAAUAUCAUAAUAAAGGUGUGGUUGAGGUGUAACUGUGGAAUAUAAAAAUAAAGGUGUGGUUGAGGUGUUACUGUGGAAUAUCAUAAUAAAGGUGUGGUUGAGGUGUUACUGUGGAAUAUCAUAAUAAAGGUGUGGUUGAAGUGUUACUGUGGAAUAUCAUAAUAAAGGUGUGGUUGAGGUGUAACUGUGGAAUAUAAUAAUAAAGGUGUGGUUGAGGUGUAACUGUGUAAUAUCAUAAUAAAGGUGUGGUUGAGGUGUAACUGUGUAAUAUAAUAAUAAAGGUGUGGUUGAGGUGUUACUGUGGAAUAUCAUAAUAAAGGUGUGGUUGAGGUGUAACUGUGGAAUAUCAUAAUAAAGGUGUGGUUGAGGUGUUACUGUGGAAUAUCAUAAUAAAGGUGUGGUUGAGGUGUUACUGUGUAAUACCAUAAUAAAGGUGUGGUUGAGGUGUUACUGUGGAAUAUCAUAAUAAAGGUGUGGUUGAGGUGUCACUGUGUAAUAUCAUAAUAAAGGUGUGGUUGAGGUGUUACUGUGUAAUAUCAUAAUAAAGGUGUGGUUGAGGUGUAACUGUGUAAUAUCAUAAUAAAGGUGUGGUUGAGGUGUUACUGUGUAAUAUCAUAAUAAAGGUGUGGUUGAGGUGUAACUGUGGAAUAUCAUAAUAAAGGUGUGGUUGAGGUGUUACUGUGGAAUAUCAUAAUAAAGGUGUGGUUGAGGUGUUACUGUGUAAUACCAUAAUAAAGGUGUGGUUGAGGUGUUACUGUGGAAUAUCAUAAUAAAGGUGUGGUUGAGGUGUCACUGUGGAAUAUCAUAAUAAAGGUGUGGUUGAGGUGUUACUGUGUAAUAUCAUAAUAAAGGUGUGGUUGAGGUGUAACUGUGUAAUAUCAUAAUAAAGGUGUGGUUGAGGUGUUACUGUGUAAUAUCAUAAUAAAGGUGUGGUUGAGGUGUAACUGUGGAAUAUCAUAAUAAAGGUGUGGUUGAGGUGUUACUGUGUAAUAUCAUAAUAAAGGUGUGGUUGAGGUGUAACUGUGGAAUAUCAUAAUAAAGGUGUGGUUGAGGUGUUACUGUGGAAUAUCAUAAUAAAGGUGUGGUUGGGGUGUAACUAUGUAAUAUCAUAAUAAAGGUGUGGUUGAGGUGUAACUGUGGAAUAUCAUAAUAAAGGUGUGGUUGAGGUGUUACUGUGGAAUAUCAUAAUAAAGGUGUGGUUGAGGUGUUACUGUGUAAUAUCAUAAUAAAGGUGUGGUUGAGGUGUUACUGUGGAAUAUCAUAAUAAAGGUGUGGUUGAGGUGUUACUGUGGAAUAUCAUAAUAAAGGUGUGGUUGAGGUGUUACUGUUGAAUAUCAUAAUAAAGGUGUGGUUGAGGUGUAACUGUGGAAUAUCAUAAUAAAGGUGUGGUUGAGGUGUUACUGUGGAAUAUCAUAAUAAAGGUGUGGUUGAGGUGUUACUGUGGAAUAUCAUAAUAAAGGUGUGGUUGAGGUGUUACUGUGGAAUAUCAUAAUAAAGGUGUGGUUGAGGUGUUACUGUGGAAUAUCAUAAUAAAGGUGUGGUUGAGGUGUUACUGUGGAAUAUCAUAAUAAAGGUGUGGUUGAGGUGUUACUGUGGAAUAUCAUAAUAAAGGUGUGGUUGAGGUGUUACUGUGGAAUAUCAUACAUGAAGAGGGAAUGCAUCAUCCUAUCCUCCAGUUACUGUAUCAACACAGAGGAAAGAUUACUUUGGAUUUAGGAAGAAAAGAAGCCUAGUUGUAUACCUAGUUUUUACACGUGUAUGUGUGUAUGUGUGUGUGUAUGUGUGUGUAUGUGUGUAUGUGUGUGUGUGUGUGUGUGUGUGUGUGUGUGUGUGUGUGUGUACAGUGGGGAAAAAAAGUAUUUAGUCAGCCACCAAUUGUGCAAGUUCUCCCACUUAAAAAGAUGAGAGAGGCCUGUAAUUUUCAUCAUAGGUACACGUCAACUAUGACAGACAAAUUGAGAAAAAAAAAUCCAGAAAAUCACAUUGUAGGAUUUUUUAUGAAUUUAUUUGCAAAUUAUGGUGGAAAAUAAGUAUUUGGUCACCUACAAACAAGCAAGAUUUCUGGCUCUCACAGACCUGUAACUUCUUCUUUAAGAGGCUCCUCUGUCCUCCACUCGUUACCUGUAUUAAUGGCACCUGUUUGAACUUGUUAUCAGUAUAAAAGACACCUGUCCACAAUCUCAAACAGUCACACUCCAAACUCCACUAUGGCCAAGACCAAAGAGCUGUCAAAGGACACCAGAAACAACAUUGUAGACCUGCACCAGGCUGGGAAGACUGAAUCUGCAAUAGGUAAGCAGCUUGGUUUGAAGAAAUCAACUGUGGGAGCAAUUAUUAGGAAAUGGAAGACAUACAAGACCACUGAUAAUCUCCCUCGAUCUGGGGCUCCACGCAAGAUCUCACCCCGUGGGGUCAAAAUGAUCACAAGAACGGUGAGCAAAAAUCCCAGAACCACACGGGGGGACCUAGUGAAUGACCUGCAGAGAGCUGGGACCAAAGUAACAAAGCCUACCAUCAGUAACACACUACGCCGCCAGGGACUCAAAUCCUGCAGUGCCAGACGUGUCCCCCUGCUUAAGCCAGUACAUGUCCAGGCCCGUCUGAAGUUUGCUAGAGUGCAUUUGGAUGAUCCAGAAGACGAUUGGGAGAAUGUCAGAUGAAACCAAAAUAGAACUUUUUGGUAAAAACUCAACUCGUCGUGUUUGGAGGACAAAGAAUGCUGAGUUGCAUCCAAAGAACACCAUACCUACUGUGAAGCAUGGGGGUGGAAACAUCAUGCUUUGGGGCUGUUUUUCUGCAAAGGGACCAGGACGACUGAUCCGUGUAAAGGAAAGAAUGAAUGGGGCCAUGUAUCGUGAGAUUUUGAGUGAAAACCUCCUUCCAUCAGCAAGGGCAUUGAAGAUGAAACGUGGCUGGGUCUUUCAGCAUGACAAUGAUCCCAAACACACCGCCCGGGCAACGAAGGAGUGGCUUCGUAAGAAGCAUUUCAAGGUCCUGGAGUGGCCUAGCCAGUCUCCAGAUCUCAACCCCGUAGAAAAUCUUUGGAGGGAGUUGAAAGUAUGUGUUGCCCAGCGACAGCCCCAAAACAUCACUGCUCUAGAGGAGAUCUGUAUGGAGGAAUGGGCCAAAAUACCAGCAACAGUGUGUGAAAACCUUGUGAAGACUUACAGAAAACGUUUGACCUGUGUCAUUGCCAACAAAGGGUAUACAACAAAGUAUUGAGAAAGUUUUGUUAUUGACCAAAUACUUAUUUUCCACCAUAAUUUGCAAAUAAAUUCAUUAAAAAUCCUACAAUGUGAUUUUCUGGAUUUUUUUUUCUCAUUUUGUCUGUCAUAGUUGACGUGUACCUAUGAUGAAAAUUACAGGUCUCUCUCAUCUUUUUAUGUGUGAGAACUUGCACAGUUGGUGGCUGACUAAAUACUUUUGUUCCCCACUGUAUGUGUAUGUGUAUGUGUGUGUAUGUGUAUGUGGAUGUGUGUAUGUGUAUGUAUGUGCGUAUGUGUGUGUGUGUAUGUGUGUGUGUGUAUGUGUGUUUGUGUAUGUGUGUAUCCGUGUAUGUGUGUGUGUGUGUGUGUGUGUGUGUGUGUGUGUGUGUGUGUAUGUGUGUAUUAUUUUUAUUUUUUAUUUAUUUAACCUUUAUUUAACUAGGCAAGUCAGUUAAGAACAAAUUCUUAUUUGCAAUGACGGCCUACACCGGCCAAACCCGGACGACGCUGGGCCAAUUGUGUGUAUGUGUGUGUACGUGCGUGGCUGCGUGCUUCUAUCUAUAGCUGUGUGUCUUUGUGUGUGUCAUCCCAAUAGCCUACCUUCUAUAUAUAUAGCUGUGUGUCUUUGUGUGUGUCAUCCCAAUAGCCCACCUUCUAUAUAUAUAGCUGUGUGUCUUUGUGUGUGUCAUGCCAAUAGCCUACCUUCUAUAUAUAGGGUUGUGGGUUCGAUUCCCACGGGGGGCCAGUAUAAAAAAAUAUGUAUUCACUAACUGUAAGUCGCUCUGGAUAAGAGCGUCUGCUAAAUGACUAAAAUGUAAAUGUAAAUAUAGCUGUGUGUCUUUGUGUAUGUCAUGCCAAUAGCCCACCUUCUAUAUAUAUAGCUGUGUGUCUUUGUGUGUGUCAUCCCAAUAGCCUACCUUCUAUAUAUAUAGCUGUGUGUCUUUGUGUGUGUCAUCCCAAUAGCCUACCUUCUAUAUAUAUAGCUGUGUGUCUUUGUGUGUGUCAUCCCAAUAGCCCACCUUCUAUAUAUAUAGCUGUGUGUCUUUGUGUGUGUCAUCCCAAUAGCCUACCUUCUAUCUAUAGCUGUGUGUCUUUGUGUGUGUCAUCCCAAUAGCCUACCUUCUAUAUAUAUAGCUGUGUGUCUUUGUGUGUGUCAUCCCAAUAGCCUACCUUCUAUCUAUAGCUGUGUGUCUUUGUGUGUGUCAUCCCAAUAGCCUACCUUCUAUAUAUAUAGCUGUGUGUCUUUGUGUGUGUCAUCCCAAUAGCCUACCUUCUAUAUAUAUAGCUGUGUGUCUUUGUGUAUGUCAUGCCAAUAGCCUACCUUCUUGUACGCGAUCCAGUCGAACACUCUGUCUAUGUCUGUGGCGUCGUACACCUCCUGAGAGAUAGGAUGGGAGCUGGCCAGACCAUCCAGCAGCAUCACCUCAUGCAGAACAUCAGUCAGGAAACGCUGUUUCUCCUGGGGGGGUCACAGGGUCACAGGUCAAAG
Coregonus sp. 'balchen' is the source of this 32377-nucleotide messenger RNA. The record is from the annotation of a GenBank genome assembly. NCBI's taxonomy places the organism in Eukaryota, Metazoa, Chordata, Actinopteri, Salmoniformes, Salmonidae.